Babjeviella inositovora NRRL Y-12698 is the source of this 3087-nucleotide messenger RNA. RefSeq names its product ATP-binding cassette alpha-factor transporter (gene HST6). The coding region runs from base 4 to 3036 and encodes 1010 amino acids. Gene Ontology annotation, cellular component: membrane. The record is from RefSeq and is a predicted model, not a curated record. Gene Ontology annotation, biological process: transmembrane transport. Gene Ontology annotation, molecular function: ABC-type oligopeptide transporter activity; ATP binding; ATP hydrolysis activity. NCBI's taxonomy places the organism in Eukaryota, Fungi, Ascomycota, Pichiomycetes, Serinales. The transcript has a single exon.
GUUAUGACUUGUUUCAUGUCUUGCUUGAUGAUUGCUCUGACUGCCAGUGGAAUAACGGAACAGUUGAUCCAUAUUCAGAAGGCAAGAGUGGCCGCGGUAAAAAUCGCCAAGUUCCUCAAUACCAAAAAGCUUUUGACUACGCCAAGCUUCAACCAUGGGAAACUCAGCCUUUACCCCGACCAGUUCCUUGGAAAUAUUAGCUUCAAGAAUGUAUCCUUUGCCUAUCCUUCCAGAAAACAUCAGAUAAUUCUCAAGAGCGUCAGUUUGUCGUUUAAGGCGAACCAAACUACGUUUAUCGUGGGGGUUUCCGGUUCGAGUAAAUCCACUUUAUUCCAGCUUUUAUUUGGUUUCUAUUUACCUUCAGCGGGGAGAGUGGACGUGGAUGGAUUUGAAGUGAGAAAUGUCAACGAGGGUUGGUUAACAGACAAUAUCACACUAGUUCAACAAGAGUGUAUCUUGUUCAACGAUACAAUCAGGAAUAACAUCACUAUGACGUCCAACGGAAAUGACCCAGAGACGUCUGAUAGGUUUGCAGAGGCUUGUAAGAUUGCCCUUGUGAAUGAGAUGGUGGAGGAUUUUCCUGAUGGCCUUGAAACAAAUAUAACAGCAAAGGGUACUUCGUUGAGUGGUGGUCAGAGACAGAGAGUUGCGUUAGCUAGGGCUAUUUUCAAAAACCUGUCCGUUCUUAUUUUGGAUGAAGCUGUAUCAGCCUUGGAUAUAUCCCUCCGAAGGAGGGUAAUGUUCAAUAUUCGAAAAUGGCGCCGAGAGAAGACUACUAUCAUCACGACCCAUGAGCUUGACACGAUAUCCCCGGACGAUUAUGUCUAUGUGAUGGAAGAUGGGAAGGUGUGCGAAAGCGGUACGAGCCAGCUGUUAGAGCUCCAAAGGGACAGCGCGUUUAGUUGGUUGAGGUCCAGGGAUCGUGAGGGUGCAAGAGAGCUUGAAGAGUUGCCAAGAGAAAAUAGUGUUAAUCCGUUUUCAAAUGCCUUCAGAGUAGAAGAUAAUGUUUACUUUGAGUUCUCAAAGCCCCUCAACAGUCGGUACUCUGCGGUUUCCCAUAAGUUUCUCUUAGGCUUUUCGGAGAGCCCUAGCCAGCAUGGUUACGUUUCUGAAUCUUCAAUCGAUCUCUGCGAUCAUAAAAUCUUGAGCUACCAUACUCCGAUUUCGUCGGAGCAGGAGGCUGUGGAACUGUACAAACUCGAUACAGCUACGAGACCAUAUAAGAGAACGGUUCCGAGUACAAAAAUAUCUACCGAAGUGAUGGGGGUGAUUGAAAUUCUAAGGUUUAUGAUGGGGCAUAUCCGAAAGAAGUUGCACUUGGUCUUGGGGGUCAUUUGUGCCGUUAUAAACGGGGCAUCCAAUCCAGUAUUUUCCUUUGCGUUUUCCAAGUUAAUAAGCGGUAUUAUUACCAGUGAUAAAGAUGUUAUGGAUGCUCACUUCAUCCUCAAAUGGUCGAUAAUUGUGAUAGCAAUCUGCAUUGUGGAUUCCGCCACCACCUUUGGAAAGUCCAUCUUUCUUGGUUACGCUGCUGAGAUGUGGAUCUUGGAGUGCCGUAAACAAAGUUUUGACUCCAUCUCCAAACAGGAGGUUUCUUGGUUCAGUGGAGCCAACCGUAACCCAGCCGAGAUCUCAGCUCUACUUAUGAAUGACACACGAGACUUGCGGAACUUGGUCUCGGAAUUCCUAAGUGUCAUAGGGAGUAUUUUCGUUCUUUUGACCGUUGGAAUUAUCUGGGCCCUAGUGACUGGUUGGAAGUUAUCACUUGUUGGGAUUUCGUUGAUCCCUUUGUUUGCCCUUUGCACGAUGGCGUAUUCCGGGUUUCUUCGAUUCUCAGAAGCGUCUUACAAGGUAGCAGUUGCUGAGCUCGAGAACCAAGUGCACGACACGGUGGAUGGGAUUAGAACCAUCAAGUGUUUAAACAUGAAGCGCCAUUUUUGCCACUUAUUUGACACACAAAGAGAUGCCCUCCUAAGGCUGGGGACUAACAGGGCUGUACACACGGGAAUGGGCGUGGCUAUUAACAGCUUAAUCACCUAUCUCUGCCAGUCGAUUUUAAUGUACUACGGGGUCAGAUUAGUGGCCAUGGGAACAUACACGUCUGGUCAAAUGUUUCUUGUGUUUACUUUACUAGUGUUUUCGAUGACCACAGCAGGCCUGUUGAUGGGUCAGUUGCCAGAUAUUAGCAGGGGUCAAAGAGCUGGCACCUAUAUCGUCGAGUUACUCAGGCUUCCUCCUUCGGACACCGAGACAUCAGGAGCCCUGGACCUCUUCAGCAUUUUCCAAGCGCCGUAUCCCUUGCUUGAGUUUAGAGACGUCACAUUUGCUUAUCCAAGUAACUCUGAUGUGUUGGUAUUAGAUGGACUAAACCUCCAGAUCCACAAGGGCGAAACGGUAUGCAUCAUGGGCCAGUCUGGGAGCGGGAAGUCCACCAUUGCGUCUCUCAUGUCAAAGUUGUACUGCCCUACCGCAGGGUCGGCUCUGUGGAAUGGCGUCCCGGUGACCAGGCUACUGGCUUUUUGGUUGCGUUCUCAAAUUGCGGUUGUACCUCAAACGGCCACAUUUUUCGAGGGGACGCUACGGGACAAUUUGCUGUACGGAUUGGCCGAAUUGGUAUCUGACGCGCAAUACGAGGAGCUGUUGAAAAUGGCGAAUAUCUAUGACUUUACGGUUUCAUUACCCCAAGGAUUGGAAACCCGGAUAGGAGGUUCUUCAAAUCUACUUAUUUCUGGAGGACAGGCCCAGAGGCUUUCCAUCGCUCGAGCCUUGCUUAGGAGACCAAAGAUUCUCAUCAUGGACGAGUGUACCUCGGCUCUUGACACCGAAAACACUCAGAUAAUUGCGGAUUUGAUCACUAACAACUUGAGCAUCCAGAAGGGGCUUACAACAAUUGUUAUUACCCAUUCAGAGAGCUUGAUGAGAGCGUCUUCUAGAAUCCUCACCAUUAAGGAGGGAGCUGUCUGCGAACUGGGUAGUUUUCAGCGAUUGUACAACCGGCGGGGGGAAUUUUUCCGAAUUGUUGCCAGUGGUAGGCAAUAGUAUAUUUAGUCACUAUCCAUUAAAUAUUAGACAGUACUUACUCUCUCAAGC